This is a messenger RNA of Topomyia yanbarensis, 1345 nucleotides long. It is a transcript of the gene Tango14, whose product is annotated as dehydrodolichyl diphosphate synthase complex subunit Nus1. The transcript has 2 exons. The record is from RefSeq and is a predicted model, not a curated record. Gene Ontology annotation, cellular component: endoplasmic reticulum membrane; dehydrodolichyl diphosphate synthase complex. Gene Ontology annotation, molecular function: ditrans,polycis-polyprenyl diphosphate synthase [(2E,6E)-farnesyl diphosphate specific] activity. The coding region runs from base 220 to 1032 and encodes 270 amino acids. NCBI's taxonomy places the organism in Eukaryota, Metazoa, Arthropoda, Insecta, Diptera, Culicidae.
UUGAUGACGUUUCCCAAAACAGAGUGUUGCGUUUGCGCUGCAGCAGAAAAACACCUAAAAUUUGCUAGCAUUGGCUCGUAAGCGCGAGGACAAAAACCGUAACGAUCCGGAAUCGGUGAAUCCAACUAACGUCAGCUAUGGCCCACGUCUAGCCGGAAGUGAAGUACACAUUAGUGAAUUUGUUGAAAAAGUAACCAAGACGAGUUUCGUAACACAAUCAUGUUAACCAGUAAUCUACCGGCGGUGGUUAUCUUGUGGAUAGCUCAUCAGCUUGUCACUAUCGCGGAACAAGUUCUAGCCUUUGUUCGUUGGAUUCGGCGGAAUGCAAGGAGCUGGUCAAAUCACAGAGUGCAAACGAGACUGAGUGGACGGAAGCAAUCGCAUUUAGAGAAUGACAUGAUAGAGCUUGCGGUGCGUAAGCUGGACAAGAUUCCGUCGCACAUAGCAAUAAUGUUAGGUCCCGAGGUGCCAAACUAUCAUCAGCUGGCACAGUUCAUCUUCUGGAGUCUCGCGGCUGGUGUAGGCUAUGUUAGCUUCUACGAUCAUAGAGGGACUCUUAAAACUAAUUACCACCGGAUGCUGGACUAUGUGCGCCGACAAUCGCGCGACGACGGUGACCAAAUCCUAUGGACACCGGAGUUAAAACCUACCGAUCGGCUUCUUCCGGCACGAAAUGGCUUUCGGCGACGAGCUGUGAUCAGUUUCUUCGGUCCGGAGGAUGGUAAAAGACAGCUUCUGGCCGCAACCCGUACAAUUACCAGCGGCCUCCGGGAUGGAUCCAUCACGGCCGCUAGUGACGUAACGGUUGAGCUAGUCGAUCGAACCCUGCAGGAUUCGACCUUUCACAUACCGGAUCCGGAGCUAGCAGUGUAUUUCGGUUCAAUUUGUUGCACCUACGGUAUGCUACCGUGGCAGAUUCGACUGACGGAAUUUGUACCGCUGGAAGCACCUAGCCUGGCGGAGGUUGGUCCCGCUCACUUUCUCAACUGUCUGUUUCAGUAUGCGAAAUGUGAGCAGCGAUUCGGGAAAUGAUCGGUUUAGCGAAAAAUUAGGGUCUUUCUUUACCAAACGUGUAUGUAUGUGUAUGUACAUAUUAAUUUCUUAUGCUGAUUCGAAGGCAUAUUGUGCUGUAUAGUAAAGCUACCGAUUAGGGAUUCGAAGACAUAGUCAGUAAGCCAGGGUAAGUCAGUACACUCCUUAGGAUUUAAAAUUGGAAAUCCUCAUUAGAAAAUUAUCGUGCAGGCAAUGCAUGUGAGCUAUCGCGUUGAGAAACGGUGGUGUUUCGUACGGGCAGGAAUAAUUAUAGUAACUUUGAUUGAAAUAUAGAUGCAUUAUCUUUUGAUGU